Messenger RNA from Pyrus x bretschneideri (Chinese white pear), 2517 nucleotides. RefSeq names its product DNA mismatch repair protein MSH5. Gene Ontology annotation, biological process: mismatch repair; chiasma assembly. Gene Ontology annotation, molecular function: ATP binding; mismatched DNA binding; ATP-dependent DNA damage sensor activity. Gene Ontology annotation, cellular component: nucleus. The transcript has 34 exons. Bases 75 to 2504 code for a protein of 809 amino acids. NCBI's taxonomy places the organism in Eukaryota, Viridiplantae, Streptophyta, Magnoliopsida, Rosales, Rosaceae. The record is from RefSeq and is a predicted model, not a curated record.
GUCAGACUGAGCUAGCUCGCUCGCUCGCUCGACCUUUUUGCCCUCUGUCAACCUGUGCGCGGUUCGAUUCCGAAAUGGAGGAGGAGAUGGACGAAACCGAUGCUCAACCUCAGGUGUAUAUGGCGUGCAUUCGACAUGGCCAUCGUGUUGGAGUUUCUUAUUACGAUUCUAGCAUUCGCCAACUUCACGUGCUGGAAGUUUGGGAAGAUGGCAGCUCAGACUUCCCCCUAAUUGAUUUGGUAAAAUAUCAAGCCAAGCCGCUUAUCAUUUACACAAGCACUAAAAGUGAAGAAUCAUUCUUGUCCGCUUUACAGCGAAGUGAUGGAAUGACUGAGGCUUUUACAGUAAAGCUUGUGAAAAGUUCAAUAUUUAGCUAUGAGCAAGCAUGGCACAGAUUGAUAUACCUUCGAGUAACAGGGAUGGAUGACGGAUUAAACAUCAAGGAGAGAAUUUGCUAUUUGAGUUCUAUGAUGGACAUGGGAAGUGAUGUUCAAGUUCGUAGUAGUGGUGGCCUUCUUGCCAUAUUAGAGAAUGAAAGGGUUGUAGAUACGCUUGGACAAAUGGAAAGUGGGAACCCAUCCAUUGCAAUUGAUUCUGUUAUAGAAGUGUCACUAAAUAAUUUCCUUAAACUGGAUGCAGCGGCUCAUGAGGCACUGCAGAUAUUCCUAACAGAUAAGCAUCCAAGCCAUAUGGGGAUUGGUAGAGCAAAAGAAGGGUUCUCUGUAUUUGGUAUGAUGAAUAAGUGUGUGACGCCAAUGGGGAGACGUCUCUUGAGAAGCUGGUUCUUGAGGCCAAUACUUGACCUUGAAGUUUUGAACAACCGUCUCAAUGCCAUAUCAUUCUUUCUUUCUUCUGAAGAAUUGAUAAAUUCUUUACAUGGAACUCUGAAAUCUGUAAAGGACAUUCCUCACAUACUCAAGAAAUUCAACUCUCCGAGCUCGAUAUGUACCAGCAGUGAUUGGACAGCUUUUUUAAAGAGUGUUUGUUCACUCUUGCAUGUAAACAAGAUAUUUGAAGUAGGUGUUUCAGAGAGUCUUCAAGAGCAUGCAAAGUACUUCAGUUUGGACAUUGUUGAGAAGGCUGCUUCAUGCAUUACAACUGAGCUGGCUUAUGUAUAUGAAUUGGUAAUUGGUGUUCUAGAUGUAAGUAGAAGUAAAGAGAAGGGAUAUGAGACGAUUGUGAAAGAUGACUUCUGUGACGAGUUAGAUGAGCUGAGGCAAAUAUAUGAGGAAUUGCCUGAAUUUUUAGAACAGGUGUCUCAAAUGGAACUUGAAAGACUUCCUCAGCUGUACAAAGACAAGCUUGCUCCUUGUAUUGUUUAUAUACAUCAGAUAGGAUACUUGAUGUGCAUUUUCGAAGAAAAAUUUGAUGAAGCUACCCUGGAGAAGGUUCAAGAUUUCGAAUUUGCUUUCUCUGAUGCAGAAGGAGAAACAAAAAGGUUCUUUUAUUAUACACCAAAGACACGAGAGCUGGAUAAUUUGCUGGGAGAUAUCUAUCAUAAAAUACUAGAUAUGGAGAGGGCAAUCACUCGAGAUUUGGUGUCGCAUAUACUUCUAUUUUCAGAACACCUGCUUAAGGCUGUAAAUUUUGCAGCUGAACUUGAUUGCUUUUUGUCAUUGGCACUGGUUGCUCGUCAAAACAAUUAUGUGAGGCCGACGCUGACUAUGGAUUGCUUGAUUGAUAUACAAAACGGAAGACAUGUUUUGCAGGAAAUGACUGUAGACACAUUUGUUCCAAAUGACACAAAGAUCGAAAAUGAUGGAAGAAUUAAUAUCAUCACUGGUCCUAACUAUUCAGGGAAAAGCAUCUACAUAAAGCAGGUAGCUUUAAUUGUUUUCCUGUCCCACAUAGGAAGUUUUGUACCAGCGGAUUCUGCAACCGUUGGCUUGACUGAUAGAAUAUUUUGCGCAAUGGGAAGCAAGUUUAUGAGUGCCGAAAAGUCAACAUUUAUGAUUGAUUUGCAUCAAGUAGGGAUGAUGCUAAGGCAGGCGACUUCAAGGUCUUUGUGCCUCGUUGAUGAAUUUGGUAAAGGUACUCUUACAGAAGAUGGUGUUGGUUUGCUCGGUGGAACUAUAAACUACUUGGUUUCAUAUGAUGACCCCCCAAAGGUUCUGGUGUGCACUCAUCUGACUGAGUUAUUCAGUGAGAGUUGUUUACCUAAAUCCAAGAAUAUCAAAUUUUACACUAUGAGUGUGCUGAGGCCUGAGAACUCUACAGAUAUUGAGGAUAUUGUAUUCCUAUAUAGGCUAGUUCCUGGGCAGGCACUUCUUAGCUACGGUCUGCAUUGUGCUCUACUUGCUGGUGUCCCCGAGGAAGUUAUUCAAAGAGCAUCAUUUAUAUUGGACGCUCUUGGAAACAAUAAACACGUUGAGCGAUUGUGCAAUGAGAACGUAUCAGCUAUGGAUCAGCAAUACCAGAAUGUAGUGGACAAGAUGCUGGCAUUUGAUUUUUGCAAAGGCGAUGUAGGCUCGUUUUUUCAGGAUUUAUUUCCAACUGAGCCUUAAAAAAUUACUAAAG